Messenger RNA from Labrus bergylta (ballan wrasse), 1555 nucleotides. The record is from RefSeq and is a predicted model, not a curated record. Lineage: Eukaryota; Metazoa; Chordata; Actinopteri; Labriformes; Labridae.
AUGCUGUCAGCCGCCAUCCAGAUCCUGGCGUUCGCCCUGGCGCUCCUCGGCCUCCUCGGCACCACGGUCGCCACUCUGCUGCCCAACUGGAAGGUGAGCAUGAACGUCUGGUCAAGCGUCAUGACCCCGAUCUCGCAGAUGCAGGGUCUGUGGAUGGACUGCGUGUGGUACAGCUCGGGGGUCUUCAGCUGCACCAUGAAGAACUCGGUGCUGUCGCUGCCGCCGUACCUGCAGACCACUCGGGCCGCCAUGGUUCUGUCCUGCAUGGUGGCGGCGUUCGGACUCUGUCUCGCCUCUCUCGGGCUUAAAUGCACCCGCUGGGGGGGCAGCCGCCGAGCGAAGGGGCACACGGCCAUCGCCGCUGGGGGGUGCUUCAUCCUCGCCAGCCUCCUGUGUCUCGUCCCCGCGUCCUGGUUCACCAACGAGGUCAUCACCGUGUUCCUGACCACCGACCUGCCAGACAGCAGUAAGUAUCAGCCCGGAGGAGCGCUCUGCGUCACCUUCAUCUCCGCUGGAUUCCUCCUGGCCGGGGGGGUCAUUUUCUGCAUGUCAUGUCCUGGAAAAGGAACGAGGCGACCGGACUACCCGUACCCCCCCGACCCCGACAGGUUCGUGGUGCCCGGACACGAGUGUCGGAGGCGGGAGCUGCGGACUGAGCAUGUGCAGCCAAAAAAGAGAAAAAACAAAACGGUUAAGAUUCAGACGGACGACGAGGUGACGGAGGAGAAACCCGAACACACCCGGGAGCAGAGGGUCCGCUUGUCCCCCGCCAAACUCCCCCCGAAAGACAUCAAGGACAGCUACAGCCUCCAGGAGUACGUGUAACCCUCACAGCUGAGAGGAAAUGUGGAGUUUUCAGCUGAGGCUUUCUGGCUCAUAGGAAAGGGGGAGGCGUGCUGGGGGAGGUGUGUUUGGGGGGGGGGAGUGGGGUAAUUACCAAAUGUUGGAUUGAGCCGGGAAAAAAAAGAGACAAACAGCAGAGUUCUGCGCAGGAACCGAACGCUGUAAAUCCUUUAAAAACUGACGCAGCUUUCACACACCAAAGACCUGAACCCGCUGAUUGUAGAAAAAAAUAAAUAAAUCUGCCUGAAAUUAAAAGCCAUCAUUUUGCAGCUGCACAUGUCGUCCGCCGUCUGAGAUUAAAUAUUGCUGAAGCCGGCCCAAAGCUUUCUGCAGCCGUGACAAAACUGAAAAGUGUAAUGUAGAGCAAGGUGGUCAAAAUUAAAAAUGAUUUCUGAUACUUGUUUCUACAAUAUAAUCUGUGAAUUUAAUGCUCAAUGGUAUCGGAGAGGACGGUAGCUGUUGAAAUGUCACAAAAAUAAUUCAAUAUUUGGUGACUUGCCUUGGUAGAAACAGGUAUCAGUAUCUUUUGAUUUUCACAAAAGUCGUUUUAAAGUUUAAAAUUCUGGCUCCGCGACAACCCUACUGUCGAGUUUUCACUAAAUGAGAAAAUAAGAAAUAGAAGUUCUAUUAUGCGGAGGACAAACUGUAAAUUUAAGACACUUUCUAACUCAGAAACUCUUUUAGUUUGUCAGAUAUGAGAGCAGUUAUCAGG